This is a messenger RNA of Hydractinia symbiolongicarpus, 2804 nucleotides long. Its product is annotated as arabinose 5-phosphate isomerase KpsF-like. Lineage: Eukaryota; Metazoa; Cnidaria; Hydrozoa; Anthoathecata; Hydractiniidae. The transcript is spliced from 5 exons. Gene Ontology annotation, molecular function: carbohydrate derivative binding. Gene Ontology annotation, biological process: carbohydrate derivative metabolic process. The record is from RefSeq and is a predicted model, not a curated record. The coding region runs from base 110 to 811 and encodes 233 amino acids.
AACACCAGUUAGUUAUUUUACUAUGUCAGCACUUUUCAACAUGGUCAAUAUUGAAGAUAUUCAAUGUUUACAUUAAAUAUUGCACUCAAAAAGGAGUAAGUAAACAAAAAUGCCAAAUCUUGAAGGACAGUGCUUAGCUUCACCGCCUGUGGAAAUAGAAAAUACAUUAGACCAUGAAAUCAAACAUUCAAGGAAAACAGACAUGUGUACAGACGAGUUCUACAGCAGCAUAAAAAAAGAUAUGGAUGCAGCAAAAGCUUUGGCAGAUGUACUAAAAUGCCAAGAUGUAAAUAAAUUUGUAAAUAUAAUCAACCAAUGUCAUGGUACACUACUUACAUCGGGAAUUGGUAAAUCCGGAAUUGUAGCAGAAAGAAUGUCAACAUCCUUGUCUUCCACUGGCACGCCUGCUCAUUAUGUUCAUGGUGCUGAAUGGACACAUGGUGAUCUUGGCAAGGGUCGACGCGACGAUGUUGUCAUAUUCUUCUCACACAGUGGUAACACGCGUGAGUGCGUGUUCGCUGCCAAUCACCUUCGUCAACGCGGCGUACAUAUAUUGUCUAUUAUUGGUCAUGAUGAUUGCGCACUAGCGAAAUGUAGCGAUGCUUUUAUUUGUUAUAAAUUGGACCAUGAGUUAGGAGAACCCAUUGGUGGAGUGCCAACUACAAGCAUCAUCCUUCAAGAGAUGGUGAUCAAUGCUGUCGUGUGCGAAUUAAUUCGAAGGAGACGAUACACAAAAAUAGAGUUUGCGCGUAAUCACCCCGGUGGUUCAUUGGGGAAAAAAUUGUGUGACACACCUGAAAUGCCAAAGUAACUUGUUGUCAUGAAAUGUUUCAAGAAUGGUGCUUUGUGUCAUGCGCAAGUGGGUAAGGCACAAUGACAAGACUUGCACAUGCAACAAGAGGUUUUCUAAAUUUAUCGGAAUCUUGCGAAUUUAUCGGAUUUUUUUUUAAUUUGACGCCAAUUAUUGAGUGUCUAUUGUACAACGAAAUUUCAAAUGCAAUAUCGGACAUUUAAUUUCUAAUGAUAAAUUUUAUUUUCAUUUGACUGAGUUUUUCUCGCAUUUUUACUGGCACGAAAUAUAUGCUAUAUAUAUUUUUUUUAAUUUCACAGUGCAAAAAGCUUAUAUUUUUGCUCUGAUUGGCUGAAAUAGCGUGCAAAAAACUUAUAUUUUAUUUCUGAUUGGUUGAGUAAAGUUAUAGUUUUCUUGAAAAACGAGAAUUUGUCGUGUAAUUUAUUUCAAGAUUUUCUUCUCAAAUUACACAUUAAUAUUCAAAGAAAACAAUUAUUCACAGUUCAAUUAUUCUCUUGUUCGCAUAUAGUCAUUAGGAUUGAGAAUGUUUAGCUCACCUGUAACUUCAGAGAGACACAUUAAAGGAUACUUUAAUUUGAUUAUUCGAAAUAGGAAAUUUAUCAUGAUUUACAUUUUACGAUCAUAUAUUGCUUGCAAUAACUUUUCCCGCUUUUGAACAAAGAACUUUAUGACCCAUGACUGAAAUUAAACAAUGAUCUACCGAGUAGACCAAAAAAAACAAGUUUUUUUUCGCUUUUUAGUUCUCGUAUGUUUCACUCGCCCUUGGAGGAAAGAAUACGGAAGGAGAAACAACUCUUUUAAAUCUAUUGAAACACUGCGUGAGGUUCUAGCAGGUGUCUGUAUAGAAACUUAAUUUGAAAUUUUGGCGGUUAUGUGACUAAAUUAUUCGUGAAUAAGAAUUCGCAACUAUGAUUGGUUAUAAAAACAAUUAGAUAAUUUGAUGAUGAAUUUGAUAAUAUUAUCAAAACAAGAAGCCAUAUUGAAAUCGGUAAAAUUUCUUUUGUUCUUAUGUUAACAUAAUUAGCGAAGAAGCACAUGCUCGACACUUUUGUAAACAAAAAGAAAAAGUUUAUAUCUCGUUUUAAAACGACGUUCUGUUAUAAGAAGUUAUUUCUUUAGUUAGAAUAAACAUUAUUCCAGCACACAUUUUGUCGGCACUCGUCCGGCGCAUAUCUAUCUAUAUUGUUUUUCAUGAUCAAAGUGGUAUACUCAAGCCUGCAAAAAUAGGUGAAUAUCAUGGUUAAACACUUAUUUUCAAACGUAUUGUUGAAGUUUUUAAUAGCAAUGUUUACCGUCUUAUAUUAGGCACGCUUUCCAUACAAAUAUCACGUGCCUGCAGCGUGUUACAGUCAGAUUUCAGUAGAAAAAAGUUAGCCCCUAUUAAAGGAGAAUAUGGAAUUUGAUCAAUUUUUUGCGAAAAAGACUCGGUCGAGCACCUUACGCACUGAUUCUUUUGAAAUUAAAAACAAAAGAAAAUUGAAUACAUUUAAAGCGUACAGAAAUGAAGUUGUUUCUCCUUCCGUAUUCUUUCCUCCAAGACUCGCCUAACUAUAAAAAACUCAAAAAAUAUUUUUAAUAUAUUUCUCGGCACGAUACUGUAUAUAAUUUAUUGAUUUAUUUGUGUUUUAAGGUUUCGAACCUUGUUUCAUAUUAUUAUUGCACAUUGUCACUUUCUUUAGUAGUGGAAAGUAAAGUCGAUUUUUUUUAAUUUUCUGGCAUUACAGAAAAAAAUUUGUAACAUAUAUAUAGUGCAACAUAUAUUUAAUUUGAAAUUUUUACUUUUAAACAUAUACCUUGUGAAGGUGAUUAAGGUACAAAUCGAAACUUCGUGUACUGGGACGUUUUUAGAAUUAAUUGGUCAGCGGCCGAAGGGAGCCUGACCUUUGGUUUUCCCUUUGCGUUGGUCGUUGUCGUGGUGUACCGAUGUUUAAGGGUAUAGCUAUAAGUUAUCCUGUUGUUGUUCUGAGCAAAUAAGGUACAAGGACUAUAACAA